Messenger RNA from Suricata suricatta (meerkat), 1128 nucleotides. RefSeq names its product MOB kinase activator 1B (gene MOB1B). Gene Ontology annotation, biological process: positive regulation of protein phosphorylation; hippo signaling. The transcript has 7 exons. Gene Ontology annotation, cellular component: nucleus; cytoplasm. The coding region runs from base 344 to 1042 and encodes 232 amino acids. Gene Ontology annotation, molecular function: protein kinase activator activity. Lineage: Eukaryota; Metazoa; Chordata; Mammalia; Carnivora; Herpestidae. The record is from RefSeq and is a predicted model, not a curated record.
AAGUAGGGGGAGGAGAAAGAAGAGGAAUUGGAGAAGGGGGAGGCGCGGCGAGCAGCUCAGCAGCCACGGAGGUUGUUCUCCGGAGACUAGGCUUGCGGCCCUUUCCCCGCCUUCUUUUCCUUCCCCUCCCAGUGAAUGAUUCAAGCCGUGCGCUUCCCACUUCCGCCCCCUCCGCCUGCCGUUGGAACUAGCAAAGCCGAACGAGUUGCGGCCGUCGAACAGCUGGCGCUCCCCUUCCUCCUCGGCGCCUCUUCUGUCCUGUCUUCAUCCCUGGCCGCCGCCGCAGCCGCCGCCGCCCGGAGGCCUAGAGACCGCCGCGCCCGCACCCCACGCCGCGGCCGACAUGAGCUUCUUGUUUGGUAGCCGCUCCUCUAAAACAUUUAAACCAAAGAAGAACAUUCCAGAGGGUUCUCACCAGUAUGAACUCUUAAAACAUGCAGAAGCCACACUUGGUAGUGGCAACCUCCGGAUGGCGGUCAUGCUUCCUGAGGGGGAAGAUCUAAAUGAAUGGGUUGCAGUGAACACUGUGGAUUUCUUCAAUCAGAUUAAUAUGCUUUAUGGAACAAUCACAGAUUUCUGUACAGAGGAAAUUUGUCCGGUGAUGUCAGCUGGCCCAAAAUACGAGUAUCACUGGGCAGAUGGAACAAACAUAAAGAAGCCUAUUAAGUGCUCUGCGCCAAAGUAUAUUGAUUACCUGAUGACUUGGGUUCAGGACCAGUUGGAUGAUGAGACAUUGUUUCCAUCAAAAAUUGGUGUCCCAUUCCCGAAGAAUUUCAUGUCUGUGGCAAAAACUAUACUCAAACGCCUCUUUAGGGUUUAUGCUCACAUUUAUCAUCAGCAUUUCGAUCCUGUAAUCCAACUACAGGAGGAAGCGCAUCUCAAUACAUCUUUCAAGCACUUUAUUUUUUUUGUCCAGUGCAGAAUCCUGAGGAAUCUUGAGAAUUCGAAAUUUGAAUCUGCUUUCCUGGUCACUUUUAAGGUACAUUUGUUAAGGAAUUCAACCUUAUUGAUAGAAGAGAACUUGCACCACUCCAAGAACUGAUUGAAAAACUCACCUCAAAGGACAGAUAAAAGGACACAGAGCUGUGCAAAUUCUUCCUCAAAUGAAGUGUGUGGAGUGUAUUUGGA